This is a messenger RNA of Xenopus laevis (African clawed frog), 5733 nucleotides long. It is a transcript of the gene ptprk.L, whose product is annotated as protein tyrosine phosphatase receptor type K L homeolog. The coding region runs from base 217 to 4650 and encodes 1477 amino acids. The record is from RefSeq and is a predicted model, not a curated record. The transcript has 34 exons. Lineage: Eukaryota; Metazoa; Chordata; Amphibia; Anura; Pipidae.
CGAACUGGGUGAGUUUGUAAAGCCGGGUGACGUCACGCUCGCCUCCUCCUUCUCCUCGUCGUCGUCUUCCCCCCUAAAGCCGAGUCCGUGAAACUAACUCCGGAGCUAGGGAAUGGCAGGAGCCGCGGCUGGGCAUGGGGAGUCGUGAGCGCGGAGCGAGGAUUUCAGGAUAUUUUGCUGCGUUUCGGAGACGCCUCUAGUAGAAAAGUUGUGCGAAUGGACGCCGGGAUGUUGUUGUUGGUGUUGCUGGCGGGGCUGGCCCCUGCGUUGGGUUCCCUUCGGACUCACUUCUCUGCAGGAGACUGUACUUUUGAUGAUGGGCCUGGCCCCUGUGAUUAUCAUCAAGACCUUUAUGAUGAUUUUGAUUGGGAGCAUAUCAGUGUGCAGGAGCACCAUUAUUUGCCCUCAGAUAUGCCAAAAGGCUCCUAUAUGAUAGUAGACUCGUCUAAGCAUGACCCUGGAGAAAAAGCCCGGCUACAGCUACCCACCAUGAAAGAAAAUGAUACACAUUGCAUUGACUUCAGCUACUUACUUUAUACCCAGAAGCGGGAUAGCCCAGGGACACUAAAUAUUUUUGUCCGGGUGAACAAAGGACCUCUUGCAAAUCCUAUCUGGAAUGUGACUGGUUCAACAGGCAAAGACUGGCUGAGGGCAGAGCUGGCUGUUAGCACCUUUUGGCCUAAUGAAUAUCAGGUAAUCUUUGAAGCUGAAGCCUCUGGUGGAAGGGGAGGAUACAUCGCAAUUGAUGACAUCCAAGUUCUAAGCUAUCCUUGUGAUAAAUCCCCUCACUUCCUGAGGCUUGGGGAUGUUGAGGUUAAUGCUGGUCAGAAUGCCACGUUUCAGUGUAUUGCUACUGGGAGAGAUGCUGUGAACAACAAACUAUGGCUUCAGCGACGCAAUGGAGAAGAUAUUCCUGUGACCCAGACUAAAAACAUCAACCAUAGAAGGUUUGCAGCUUCAUUUAGGUUACGGGAGGUUACAAAAGCAGACGAGGACCUCUACAGAUGUGUAACACAGUCCGAGAGAGGAUCCGGUGUCUCUAAUUUUGCGCAGCUUAUUGUCCGGGAGCCACCAAGGCCUAUUGCACCACCACAACUUCUUGGGGUUGGCCCAACAUACUUGCUUAUUCAGCUGAAUGCGAAUUCCAUAAUAGGUGAUGGUCCAAUAAUCUUGAAGGAGGUGGAAUACAGAAUGACGUCAGGAACAUGGACUGAGACUCAUGCAGUGAAUGCACCAACCUAUAAGCUUUGGCAUUUGGAUCCAGACACCGAGUAUGAGAUUCGUGUUCUUCUAACAAGGCCAGGAGAAGGUGGUACAGGCCAACCAGGCCCCCCUCUCAUUACAAGGACCAAGUGUGCAGAGCCUAUGAGAACACCUAAAACUUUGAAGAUUGCUGAAACACGAUCCAGGCGUAUUGCAGUUGAUUGGGAGUCACUUGGAUACAACAUUACUCGCUGCCACACGUUCAAUGUUACCAUUUGUUAUCACUACUACCGGGGACAUGGCAUGAACAAAGCAGAAUGCCUUGAUAUGGACCCCAAGGCUCCCCAGCACAUAGUGGACAAUCUCCCACCUUACACAAAUGUAAGCUUGAAGAUGAUCCUAACUAACCCUGAGGGAAGAAAGGAAAGUGAGGAGACCAUCAUUCAGACUGAUGAAGAUGUCCCUGGGCCUGUCCCCUUUAGUUCAUUAAAAGGCUCUCCGUUUGAAGACAAGAUAUUUCUUAACUGGAAAGAACCAUUGGAGCCAAAUGGUGUCAUCACUCUAUAUGAGGUGAAAUACAACAGUAUCAGGUCUUUUGACCCAGCAGUUCCUGUGGCUGGGCCUCCUCAAACGGUUACCAAAUUGUGGAAUAGCACCCACCACACUUUCUCUCAGCUGCACCCAGGAACUACAUACCAGUUCCAUAUAAGAGCUAGUACUGUGAAAGGAUUUGGCCCAGCAACUGCAGUCAAUGUUACCACCAACAUCUCAGCACCUACAUUACCAGACUAUGAAGGUGUGGAUGCAUCACUUAAUGAAACUGCUACCACUAUCACUGUUCUGCUAAGACCUGCACAAGCAAAAGGUGCUCCAAUCAGUGCCUACCAGAUUGUUGUGGAGGAAAUGCAUAACCAAAGGACAAAGCGAGAGACUGGGGGAAUUGAAUGCUAUCGGGUUCCUGUUGCUUACAACAGUGCAGGUGCUGUGAGCGCUCCUUAUUACUUUGCUGCAGAGCUUCCUCCGUCCAACCUUCCUGAAGCAGCCCCAUUUACUGUGGGUGACAACAGGACAUAUCAGGGAUUUUGGAAUCCACCCCUGGUUCCCCGGAAAGGAUAUAACAUCUACUUUCAGGCAGUAAGCAGUGUUGAAAAGGAAUCCAAAACUCAGUGCGUACGAAUAGCUACCAAAAUUGCUGUAACAGAAGAACCAGAGGUAAUUCCAGACCCAGCCAAGCAGACAGAUCGUGUGGUGAAAAUAGCUGGCAUAAGUGCAGGGAUACUGGUAUUCAUCCUACUUCUACUAGUUGUCAUUUUAGUUGUCAAAAAAAGGUAUAUUACAUGGAGAAGGAACUUCUGCAUUAGAAGCCUUAGGAGGAGCUACUAUUCUUACUCCUACUACCUCAAAUUGGCCAAGAAACGGAAGGAUGCCAUGGGAAACACCCGCCAAGAGAUGACUCACAUGGUGAAUGCUAUGGAUAGAAGUUAUGCUGACCAAAGUACUCUGCAUGCUGAAGAUCCUCUGUCUAUCACCUACAUGGACUCCCACAAUUUCAGCCCAAGAUUGCCCAAUGAUCCACUUGUGCCGACUGCUGUGUUAGUGCCGAUCACUGAUGAAAAUCACACAGCAGCUGCAGAAAACAACCGUCUUCUAGAUGUUCCACGUUACCUAUGUGAGGGGACUGAAUCUCCUUACCAAACAGGACAACUUCAUCCUGCUAUCAGAGUUGCAGACUUACUACAACAUAUCAAUCUGAUGAAGACCUCUGACAGCUAUGGAUUCAAGGAAGAGUAUGAAAGUUUCUUUGAGGGCCAAUCUGCUUCGUGGGAUGUUGCUAAAAAAGAUCAAAACAGGACAAAGAACCGUUACGGAAAUAUUAUUGCAUACGAUCACUCCAGAGUUAUUUUGCAGCCAGUGGAAGACGACCCUUCUUCAGAUUAUAUAAAUGCAAAUUACAUAGAUGGAUACCAGCGGCCAAGUCACUACAUUGCCACUCAAGGUCCAGUUCAUGAAACCGUGUAUGAUUUUUGGAGGAUGAUAUGGCAGGAACAGUCUGCCUGUGUGGUUAUGGUUACAAACCUUGUUGAAGUAGGCAGGGUAAAAUGUUACAAAUACUGGCCUGAUGACACUGAAGUUUAUGGUGACUUUAAAGUAACUUGUGUGGAAAUGGAACCACUGGCUGAGUAUGUAAUACGGACUUUUACACUGGAAAGGAGAGGGUACAAUGAGAUCCGUGAAGUCAAACAAUUCCACUUUACUGGCUGGCCAGACCACGGUGUUCCUUAUCAUGCCACAGGUCUUUUGUCAUUUAUCCGUCGAGUCAAGUUGUCAAAUCCUCCAAGUGCUGGUCCUAUUGUGGUUCACUGCAGUGCUGGCGCAGGCCGAACCGGAUGUUACAUUGUCAUUGACAUCAUGCUGGACAUGGCAGAAAGAGAAGGAGUUGUUGAUAUCUAUAACUGUGUGAAAGCUUUACGCUCACGUCGUAUAAAUAUGGUCCAGACUGAGGAACAGUAUAUCUUUAUUCAUGACGCCAUUCUAGAAGCCUGCUUAUGUGGCGAGACUGCCAUUCCAGUGUGCGAAUUUAAAGCUGCGUAUUUUGACAUGAUUCGAAUAGAUUCCCAGACCAACUCGUCGCAUCUCAAAGAUGAAUUCCAGGUAUUAGCAACCCUGAAUUCCGUGACCCCUCGGCUGCAAGCAGAAGACUGCAGCAUAGCCUGCUUGCCAAGAAACCACGACAAAAACCGCUUCAUGGACUUACUGCCACCCGACAGAUGCUUGCCCUUCUUAAUUACCAUCGAUGGGGAAAGCAGCAAUUACAUCAAUGCAGCACUAGUGGAUAGUUACAGACAGCCAGCUGCCUUUAUUGUCACACAGCAUCCAUUGCCAAACACUGUGAAAGAUUUCUGGAGAUUAGUAUAUGACUAUGGCUGCACAUCUCUAGUAACGCUUAGUGAAGUGGAUCUGACUCAGGGGUGUCCUCAGUAUUGGCCCGAAGAAGGCAUGCUGAGGUACGGCCCAAUCCAGGUGGAGUGUAUGUCAUGUUCAAUGGACUGUGAUGUGAUCAGCAGAAUAUUUAGGAUAUGCAACCUGACCAGGCCUCAGGAAGGAUAUCUGAUGGUGCAGCAGUUCCAGUACUUAGGAUGGGCUUCUCACAGGGAGGUGCCGGGCUCCAAAAGAUCUUUCCUCAAAUUGAUUCUCCAGGUUGAGAAAUGGCAAGAGGAAUGCGAUGAAGGGGAGGGCCGUACAAUUAUUCACUGCCUAAAUGGAGGAGGAAGAUGUGGAGUGUUUUGUGCCAUCAGUAUUGUUUGUGAAAUGAUCAAAAGGCAGAAUGUGGUGGAUGUUUUCCAUGCGGUAAAAACACUACGAAACAGCAAGCCGAACAUCGUGGAGACUCCUGAACAGUAUCGUUUCUGCUAUGACGUUGCCCUGGAAUACCUGGAAUCGUCGUAGCUGGAAGUGCCAAUUGCCAUUUUUCCCCUCAAACACUGCUGAUUGCUUCAGUCACUCCAAAUGUGAAAAGGGUGAUUUUUACACGGGACCUUCUAUGUUUUAAAGAAAACUCUGCAAAACUGAAAAAAAAACAAAAAUAUUUUUCUUAUGAAUUUCUGUAUCUUCAUAAAUGGAACCAAGUUGUUUGUAUAAUAGUACACAGUAUUGAUGGAUUUCCUGCCACGUGAUCAUGCAAUACAGAAAGAGAGCUGGGAAAGUUUUGCCGUGUAGGAAGGAUUUGUAUACUCAGACUUCACAGAAGACGUCGCUGAAGCCAGUUUGUUGCAUGUAUCUAUAUUUACGAUGUGGCAAUUUCUUUUCUUUUUUUUUAAAUAAAAUUUGUUUAAAAUGCUGAACACAGAGUGCAGAUUGCUAGCAUAUGGAUUUCCUAUACAUUUCAAUGUCAUAAAUCUGUACCUAGCUUGUUUUUUUUUUUUUUGUUUUUUUUUUAACAUUGAUUGCUGGUUCAUAUCAUAUAUUCUUUUCUGACAAUUCCAGACAUAAGCCAAAGACUUAAUUGUAAAUAUGUCAAUAUGGAGAAAGCACACUCUGUAUUUAUUGCUUAUUUACAUUCCUUCUCUUCGGUGGUUAAAGAAACAAUCAUUUUCCAGAAGAAAGCAUUGCUAAAUGUGACGGCAGUUUAUUUUUGUAUGUAAUGAUUGUAAGUACGGGACACUAAUUUCCUGCAUUAACCCAAGUUUUUUCUUGUACUCCAUACUUGUAAACACCAUUCUUGUGAAAUCAUUUGGUUCUGGGCCGUCCCCAAUCACAGGACCAAAGUGAUGUGCCGUUUUUCUUUUCAGACAUGUGGUAACCUCCAAUCAGAUAUUUCAUAAUGGAACAUUCAUGCUUACAACAUACACAGUUGCUCACAGAGUCCUUCAUGGCCAAUAAGGUGGGGUCUCUGAUAUAUCACUGUGAUUUGUCAUGAGACUCCGUUUUGGUCAGCACAUUGUAACAAAAUGUCUAUCUUGAUGUUUACAGACGUGUAUGCUCUCGGGCACUCUGCAAAGCAAACUCUAAUAAAUGAAUACCAGAUUCCAA